AUGACGGAAAAAAUUACAGUCAUGAUGCAGUGGCAGUUGGUGUUCACAGCGGCGGCGGCGGCGGCUCUAGCCUUCUCCGUCCAGGCGGAAGACGAAUGUCGCCCACCCAGACCCGGGGACAAGCACGUCCACGCCUGGGAGUGUUGCAGCGUGCCCGGAGCCAUGCUACCAGAGAAGGCCAUCGAGGAGAUGAAGAAAUGCACCGAGAAGUUUCCUGUCGCGUUCAGACCUCCAGGUCCCCCCUCCGGAGGUCCUGGUGACGUCACCGACUUGAAGAAAGCUCACACCUGCGCCGCCGAGUGCGUUUUUAACGAGAGCAAACUUCUGACGUCAGACAAAAAACUGGAUAAGGCAGCCAUCACAAAGCUCUUCUCUUCUAUCGUCACGGGAAACAAGGAUAUGGACGCGCUCAUGACAACGGUUCUCGAUAAGUGCUUCGCCUCCUACGCCGCCGACGUGGACCAAAGCUCGGAGUGUAAGAGUGGAGCUAAAGAGCUGGAGCACUGUGUGAUGAGAGAAGGUUUCCUCGGCUGCCCGAAAUCCUUGUGGACCGCCAGUUCCGACUGUGAGGAGCUCAAGACCAAAGUUACGAAAUGCCCAAAAUUCCCCGUCAUGAUGCUACAACCUCCUCGUAUGUGAUGUGCAGUAUUCAUGUAACCUCUAAGUAUUCUAGUAGAUGUAUAGAACAAUAUAGGUACUAUGGAUAAAUAAAAAUAAGAACAUGGAUUUCUUUACGAA
This is a messenger RNA of Homalodisca vitripennis (glassy-winged sharpshooter), 738 nucleotides long. Its product is annotated as general odorant-binding protein 67-like. Gene Ontology annotation, molecular function: odorant binding. The transcript has a single exon. Bases 1 to 639 code for a protein of 212 amino acids. NCBI's taxonomy places the organism in Eukaryota, Metazoa, Arthropoda, Insecta, Hemiptera, Cicadellidae. The record is from RefSeq and is a predicted model, not a curated record.